AUGAUGGAGAUUACUAUGGCAACAAAUGGCUUGAACUGGUGGGGCAGAGCCGUCCUCACAGCAGACACCGUGAGGUCACUAAUGGUUGUGACGGUGCCGGAGACUUCAGAGUUUGCAACAGGAAUUAUUCAUGGAGAAAAAGCUCCGGAGAACUCGAUGCAGUACAUGGUGUCAGUGCAGGAUAACAAGGGUCGACAUGUCUGUGGAGGUUUCCUCAUCACUGAAGACUUUGUGCUCACUAGUGCACACUGUGAUGACUUUAACCCCGCAUACGUCGUUCUCGGCAACCACAAUCUGAAGAAGGCUGAUCAUCAGAAAAUAAGGAUUGAAAAAAAAAUCAUCCAUCAGAGAUAUGCAAAUAUUCAACAUGGUAAUGACAUCAUGUUACUCCAACUCUCUGAGAAAGUUCGAUUAGGCCACAGAGUACAGACAGUUCAGCUUCCACCUGCUGAAAUAAACCUACAAGAAAAUCAAGUGUGUCAGGUGGCUGGAUGGGGAAAAACUAAACCUGAUGGUGAAUCUGUUGAUGAGCUGAGGGUGGUGGACGUGUCUGUCGUUAAACCAAAGGUCUGUGACAAACAGUGGCCUGGUCUUCCUGCCAAUGUUACCUGUGCAGGUGGAUAUAAGACAACCAAAGGAUUCUGUCAGGGUGAUUCUGGUGGUCCUCUGGUGUGCGACAGGUUCGCUGUUGGUCUCGUUUCCUUCAACUAUGAGAGUAACUGUAACUACCCCAAUAAACCCAACGUCUAUACGGACAUCUCAAAGUACCGUAGAUGGAUCGACGAGGUUCUGCGCCAGAACCCUAACCCAGAACUUCUGGCAGGUCAAAUCCUGUUCAUCAGCUGUGGAGGGUUUUUGGGUCUACCACUUAAGGACACGCAGAGAUAUGCCACGCUGAACAGAUUUCCGCAUCUGUUCAUGUUUCCUUAUCAUCACGAGUGCCUCUGA
This is a messenger RNA of Pelmatolapia mariae (spotted tilapia), 948 nucleotides long. Its product is annotated as granzyme B(G,H)-like. The record is from RefSeq and is a predicted model, not a curated record. Gene Ontology annotation, biological process: proteolysis. The transcript has 7 exons. Gene Ontology annotation, molecular function: serine-type endopeptidase activity. The coding region runs from base 1 to 948 and encodes 315 amino acids. Lineage: Eukaryota; Metazoa; Chordata; Actinopteri; Cichliformes; Cichlidae.